CUCGCCGCUUCCCAACCGCCCGAGUCCGUCCGCGGCCAGGCAGCGGUGGGGAUGGCGAGCCGCGGAGCCAGGGCGGUGACGAGCGCAGCGGCUCCGCCAUUGGGCAAGGAAGCCUGAGGGACGGCCUGGCUGGGUGCAUAGGGACACCGGAACCGGCAGCCUCGGCAGAGCGAGGGUGAUGGAGACCAACGUGCCGAAGCGGAAGGAGCCUGCCAAGUCCCUCCGCAUCAAAGUCAUCUCCAUGGGCAACGCCGAAGUGGGGAAAAGCUGUAUUAUAAAGCGCUACUGUGAGAAGAGGUUUGUGUCUAAAUACCUGGCAACAAUUGGAAUUGACUAUGGGGUCACAAAGGUUCAAGUCAGAGACAGAGAAGUCAAAGUUAACAUCUUUGACAUGGCUGGACAUCCCUUCUUUUAUGAGGUCCGAAAUGAAUUUUACAAGGACACACAAGGCGUGAUACUGGUCUAUGACGUGGGACAGAAGGACUCGUUUGAUGCCCUUGAUUUAUGGCUGGCAGAAAUGAAGCAGGAGCUUGGGCCUCACGGGAACAUGGACAAUAUCGUCUUUGUUGUAUGUGCCAACAAGAUUGACUGCACCAAACACCGCUGUAUUGAUGAAAGUGAGGGGCGUCUUUGGGCUGAAAGCAGGGGGUUCCUGUACUUUGAAACAUCAGCACAAACUGGAGAGGGAAUCAAUGAGAUGUUCCAGACCUUUUAUGUGUCCAUAGUUGACUUGUGUGAAAAUGGCGGGAAGCGUCCUACUGCAAAUAACAGUGCUAGUUUCACCAAAGAACAAGCAGACACCAUUCGCAGAAUUCGAAAUAGUAAGGACAGUUGGGACAUGCUGGGAGUCAGACCUGGGGCCUCAAGGGAGGAAGUCAAUAAGGCCUACCGGAAGCUGGCUGUACUGCUUCACCCAGACAAAUGUGUAGCGCCUGGCAGUGAAGAUGCCUUCAAAGCAGUUGUGAAUGCCCGGACAGCCCUCCUGAAAAACAUCAAGUAGAAGGCAGAGGAAACAACAGGCGGGCUCAAGUGCAAACAGACUCCUCUUGAGGUGAAAUAGCCAACAUGGAUUUUUCCUUCACAAAUGCUCACUGUUCGGUUCCCUCAUGUGCUGUCAUUUGUAAGCUAAUAGUAUGGGUGCCUGUUGCCAUGUUGUGGGCCCUUUGCAGUGAGGUGACUGCUUUUGUGUGAGAGAGAGCUCCACAUCUCUAUGCAUUGCAUUUCUUAUUGCCAGAUAACUCAGUGUUCGUAAUUGUAGCAUCGCUUAGGCAUUGGCUUCUGAAAGUCCAUGAGGCUUCUAGAGAAGGGGAGGCUAGCAGGACACUUAGACUGACCUGCCUCUCCUCCCACCCACCCAUCCAUGUGCCAUCAUCAGAGAAGGGAAUAAGAUCAGGAAAGACAAUGACAAGCCAGCAGAUAGCACCCAGCCCCUGGGAGCUUCGCAUUCCUGCUUCUUGGCUAGUAUUUUAACAAUCAGUCUAUAGUUAGAGUCAGGCAUGGGGGCUCAUGCCUAUCAUCCCAGCACUCAGGAGGAUGAGGCAGGAGGAUUGUGAGUUUGAGGCCAAUCUGGACUACAUGGUGAGACUCUUUCAAACAAAAAAGGAAAAACCCGCCCCCUUGGAGAAGAAUGGAAAGUGAAGUGACACUGUUCUGUCGACCUGCCUUUUAGGAGAUUUCACUCUGUUCCUUCUUCAACCAGCAGGGGGAGGGAUGAGCCAGUGCUAAGAGAAAGGUAGUACCCAGAGGCGAUGGGGACCCCGAAGCCCACCCUAGAUCCCAGGUCUUUGCUCUGCCCUAGAACUAGUUGUCAGCAAGCAGCAAGGAGUGCUGUGCCCCUGGGAAUGAGGGACCAGAGGCCAAGACAGAAGCACUAGAAGGUGUGCUGUAGAUUACUCGGGAGCAUGUGCCCAGCCACACCACACAGAGGAAAGGCCAGCUGAGCUCAGGUGUAUUGGGCACUAGGAGGGACCCUAUGUAAGACUUGUCCCUUUCCUCAUUCCUUACCACAGGGGGUGGCAGAGGCAGGCAAUUCUCUUCCACAAGCAAGUCUCUUUCUUCAGCACCAGUGUUAAUCCAUUUCUCCUCUCACCCCACUCUACUGUUGUACCCCACAUCCACCAUGACCUCUCUUCUUGAAUCCCUAGCAUUGCCCUAGGCUCAGCUGACUGGAAAUAAGUAUGAUGUGCUGGGGGCACAGUGGGGCAUCUUGGGCCUAUGUAGGGCAGAAUCUCUACAGUUUAUGUUAGGCUCCAAAUUUCUGAAGAGAAUUUUUAAACUACAAGUAUGAAAACUCAUUUUGCACAGAGAACCAUUCCUCACGCUAUUGGCCCUGCCUAGUACACAGCGCCGGAUGGAGCUGGAUGGACCAUUGGGGCUGCGUUUCCUACAGCACUUAGGGGAGCGAGCUCAUUGCUUGACUCAUGUCUCUUAGCUCUCUUAGCUGUGUUACUCAUAUUUUUAGCUUCAGCCACCUGUGCUAACUGGAGCUUUGAAGGAUAUAAAAACAUUACUAGGCUGUGACUUUUAAACACCUAUCCCGUAAUGGUUGCUGGAUAACAUCUCUCUUACCUAGGAAGACAAGCCCCUGUCUUAUCAUCCAAGCCACUGCAGUUUUGUGGAUUAUUUCCUUCCACGUAGUAGCCUCACUUUGCAUGGCUGUGCUCAGCUAUACUGAGCUUGAAAAUGCUGUCCUUCAUGAAUUCAGAUCUGUGAAAAAAGAUAAGGAGAUCUGAUAUGUGGCCUGAUGAUUUCCUCUGGUUCUUGAGCUAGCUUCUCGGAUGAGAGAAUUCCACUCCAGCUUCUUGUGGGCCUCAGUUCUGUUUGAGGCUUCUCUCAUGCCUAACGUACCCCACUAUCCAACUGCUCUUUGAACAGAAGGUGGGAGUCCUGUGGAUGAGGGGUUGUUUUUGGUGCUGUCAGCCCGAGUGUGGGGCCCAGUCUUCGCCAUGGUUGUUAAAGACACCUUAUUCAGCAGCAUGGGCAGAUGAAGUCAUAGCAGGGCACUCCAGUGUCCCCAUUCGGAUCCCUUAGAGGGGCUAAGACUCUGUUUCUAAGACCUUACUCGUUAGCAUUUAGGGUGGCUGUACUACUUCAUGUGUGUAAUAGUGAUGAGUUGGAAAGGUUGAGCUUCAGGACCCCAGGGUUUUUCUAAUUUCCAUAAGCCCAUCUAAGCAGGGCUUUAGAACCAUCAGAGCCUGCAUCAAAAUGAACCUUAUCUUCUUGAAACCCCUUACAGCCCUCCAAGUUCACUGAACUUCUCAGCACAGGUGUGUGCUUCAUCCUUGAUGCUCUUUAAAACCCUUCACCCAGUUAAGAUCUCAGAACAUCAGCAGGAGUCACAACUCAAGUUAUUUCAGUGGCUAAAAAUUUAUAAAGGACCUUGUUUCCCCAAAAAAAGGAAUUAAAGAAAAGCCUUGUCUUCUACAUCUGAGUCAUCAACAAGUUUGUCACUUCUUCAACUUGUUGGAAAUCCCUGGAGGCAUUUCAGAGUAACUCUUCCAGCCAUCUCAAGCACUUUAAAGCAUAUCCCCCUUUUGUGUUAGAGACUGUCCUCUCCUCCUGUGCCUCUCUAUGAAUGGCUGUUCUCCGAUGUCAGCGUCUCUUACUUAAGCACUGCCACUUUAUUUCCCCAUUUAAAUGUGCCCGUGGUUUUAUCAGCCUGGUAACUUAAGAGUCCAGAUGUCUAGGAUAAAAUGGCUGUCAUUCUAUAAACUGUUCACCAUUCUUUAAGGCUUAUAUUUACCUCAGGAAACUUAUUCUAGUAUGUUCUCACCAAUUGAAAUCUCAAGUGAUAAAUACUUCUUUACACCUACACACUGGUACCUAAUUCUGUCUUAGUUCAGUGAGCCAUAGGUCAGGCAGCUAGAUGGUUAGUGAGCCAUAAGUCGGGCGGCUAGAUGGCUGAAAGCUCAUUGGAGUAAAACAAGGAGUGCCUGCCAGCACUGAAUCAGGGACAAGUGGCUAUUCCAACCAGAGUGGCAUCUGUCACCAGUAAGAUGAAGGGAUUGCCUUUGGCAGUGACAGUGUCCUAUUCCAGGUCUGGAAUGGCAUUUUUCUCACACUGCAGCCCAUGAAGCUAAGUCCCUCAGCAUUUUUAGAGAACUUUUGAAAAUGAAUUUAGUUGCAUAAUCAAGCUGAGCAAUUUCCACUGUGGGCUUCACAAGCAAGGAGCUGCUCACCCUGCUCAUCCUGGUGCUGAACACAGCUGUAGACAUGGUUAGUGCCCCUAGGACAUUAGCUGAUGGUACCAUUAGCUGUCUCUGGGGAGGAUGGAUGUGUUCACUUGUGGUGCAGGUGGGCAGUGGUUGUGUCUAUCACACAGUGUGGUGCCCGGCUGUCUGGUAAAGGCUCUUGGUGGGAGGACUGUUACUGUAAAGUUGGGCAGUUUGGGUUAGCUCCCUGCACUGAUUAUGCUGUGCACAUUCUUUCCCUUGACUGUGAAUGCUCUUACAAGGUAAUUUACAUAUUUGCUUUCUGUUGAAAUGACUGAAAGUGUAAAAUCUACCAGUUGUUUAUGUCUUGUAUACAGAGUGUCAUAUGUAUUUAAGUUGUGUAUUUUUAUAGAGUAAAGUCAAAUAGCAAACUCUG
Molecule: messenger RNA, 4587 nt
Organism: Cricetulus griseus (Chinese hamster)
Lineage: Eukaryota; Metazoa; Chordata; Mammalia; Rodentia; Cricetidae
Source: RefSeq, a predicted model, not a curated record